Messenger RNA from Macadamia integrifolia, 1365 nucleotides. RefSeq lists its product as uncharacterized. Gene Ontology annotation, biological process: positive regulation of growth. Lineage: Eukaryota; Viridiplantae; Streptophyta; Magnoliopsida; Proteales; Proteaceae. The record is from RefSeq and is a predicted model, not a curated record. The coding region runs from base 1 to 1365 and encodes 454 amino acids. The transcript has a single exon.
AUGUCACGCCUCCUCUCCCUCUACAAAUCCCUCUCUGAUGCCGAACUCGAUAAACUCCGCGAAGAGAUCAUGAAAUCUGAGGGCGUCUCUUAUCUCAACUCUAAAGACGAAGCCUUUCUUUUUAACCUAGCCUGCGCCGAGCGCAUCGAAGAUCUCGAUCGCUGCGCCAUGGCCGUCGCUCGCCUGGGCAAAAAAUGCUCCGACCCUGCUUUGUGCAGCUUCGAAGACGUAUACUCAGAUCUGAAAUUUGGGGCCAUCAACAUCGGCAAAUUGGAUUUUUCGUCGAAGGAGAUCGAUAAGAGCAUCGAUAAGAUGGAGAAGCUCAUCUCUGCAACCUCUUCUCUCUAUUUCGAACUCCAAGCUCUGUCGGAAUUAGAAUUAGUAAAUCGGAAAUUGAAGCAAUUGAGACACAAUACGGGCAAUUCCGAGUUUUCUGAUCAGAAAUUUGCGGCUCAGAGACAUGUUGUGGAGCACUACAAAGAGGUUUCUCUUUGGAGCCAAACCUUCAACAAGGCCGUUGGUCUCAUGGCUCGAACCAUAUGUAUCAUCUACGCCCGAAUCUGUGUCGUUUUCGGACCCUACAUUUCGGUCCUCCCUCAGGUAUCGGCCGGAAACGUCCGUUCCCGUUCGGGGCAAUCACAGAACCAGUCUUCUCGAAACCGUCCCCUUUCCGACAGCAAAUCCGGGCCCCUUGGAAAACCUGCCAAACGGACUUUAAUCCGAUUCUUGAGUCGGGAGUCGAACGACUCGAUCCUGGAGGAUGCCCGAAUUGGAUUUGGUUUCGGAUUCGGUAUCGGGUUCCAGGAGAAUCACUACUAUUUAUUUGGUGUAAAUGGGAAGAAGAACAAAUUAAUACAGGUGGCGCCGCCGUCUACGCUUGGUGGUUCCGGCCUUGCGUUACGAUAUGCGAAUGUGAUACUCCUGGUGGAGAGGUACCUGAACUCGCCAUGCUCCAUCGGAGAUGAUGAGAGAGAAAGUUUUUACCAGAUGUUACCGACAAGUUUGAAGACGUCGGUGAGGUCGAAGUUGAGGAACAGGUGGAAGAGGAAUGGGGAAGGCGGCGAGUCUGGGUCAUCGGGGGACGAGUCUCUGGCGGAGGGAUGGAGAGACGCGUUGAAGGGGAUAAUGGAAUGGUUAGCACCUAUGGCGCACGAUACUGUGAGAUGGCAAGCGGAGAGGAAUUUUGAGAGGCAAAAUUUCGAAGGGAAGCCAACAGUGUUGUUGUUGCAGACAUUGCAUUUCUCGGAUAGGGAGAAGACGGAGGCAGCGAUAGCCGAGAUUUUGGUUGGGGUGAGUUGUAUAUUCAAGUAUGAGAAUCGUUGUUUCAGUUCUAGCUCCUCCGGGUCAGAUGAUGAGUUUAGGUGA